This is a messenger RNA of Micromonas commoda, 1257 nucleotides long. RefSeq lists its product with no specific name. The record is from RefSeq and is a predicted model, not a curated record. Lineage: Eukaryota; Viridiplantae; Chlorophyta; Mamiellophyceae; Mamiellales; Mamiellaceae. Gene Ontology annotation, molecular function: GDP-mannose hydrolase activity. The transcript has a single exon. Bases 1 to 1257 code for a protein of 418 amino acids.
AUGGCCAGCAACGCCAUGGCCAGCAAGAGGGCACGAAUCGAUGAGGACAGGACCCCGGUGAGCGGUGAGAUCGACUAUCGCGUCGUUUUCUCCGCCGCGCAGGUCCCCGCCGGCCGCGCGGGCUUCGGCAUCGGCGAGGAGGACGUCGCGAUCGAGUUCGGCGGCUCGUUCAAUCGCGUCGCGCAUCCCAGCGACGGCGAGAUAGACCUCGCGUGGCAGGCGAAGCUCCGCGAGAGCCCAAAGAUGUGGGACGCCCUCAAGUUUCGCCUCGCGUCCCUCGAGGUGCGCAAGACCGCGGACGAACCCGCGGUGACGAUCAGGGUGGGCGUGACGAGCUACAAGGAUUACGUCGGCACCAACGCCGACGGCGUGCCCGCCGCGCGCCUCGCCGCGCUCAGAGCCGACGGGCGAUCCAACCACGACGAUGCGCACGCGCACGAGAGCCGCGCGCUCGGCGUGGAGACCGUGCUCGAAACCUCCGACGGCAAGUUCGUCCUCCUCCGAAGAAGCGAAGGGGUCGCGACGUUCCGCGGCGUCUUCAACGGACCCAGCGGCCACCCCGAGCCCGCGGACGUUGGGGUGAAAAACGACCUCACCAACCUGGACGGGAUCGAACCCGCGACCGUGCGACGGGAGAUGUUCGACGCCGUGGUGAAGGAGUGCGUCGAGGAGACGGGGAUACCCGCGGCGGCGCUGUCGAGGCCGAGGUUGAUCGGCGCGAUGACGGACUCGUUCGGCAAGCCGGACCUGCUGUUCCACACGCGCACGUCGCUCACCGCGGAGCAGGUGGGGACGUGUCUGACGAACGCGAGCGAGGCGUGGGAGUCAAGCGCGGCGGACGUCGUGGACGCGACCCCGCCCGAGGACGUCGAGUCCAGGGCGGGCGCGGAUGUCGGCAAGGGACCGGCGGGCGAGGAGGAACAGUUUCGCUGCCUCCGCCCCGGCGAACCCGCGCCUUUCGCGCACGGCGCCAGCAUCCUGCGGAACCCACCGACGAGGAACGAUCGAGCGUCGGGCGCGAGCGCGAUGACGCGGGCGUUCUGGGCGAGGGAUCCGCGGUUCAUCUCCCCGGUGACGCGAGCUGCGGUGGAUUGCUUGUACAUGCUCGAGUCGCUGCGAGAAAAAAGUGGCACAGCUGGCGGAGCGCGGGAAGAGCGCGUGAUGGAUAACGCGCUCGACGCGGCGAUGGACCACGAGCUCUUCGACGUGGCGAGGGCGAUAGAGAGGCGGAUGCUGAUGAGCGCGGGAUUCGCGUGA